Molecule: messenger RNA, 2500 nt
Organism: Cuscuta europaea
Lineage: Eukaryota; Viridiplantae; Streptophyta; Magnoliopsida; Solanales; Convolvulaceae
Source: the annotation of a GenBank genome assembly
CGUGACAUUUGAACGUGGGGUCUUGCACACGCCAUACAUCCAUUCCUUUGGAUUUGAAAGCUAGAAAGGUCUUGCACAAACUAGAUGAUCGUAUGCUCCUAAACACGCUGAAAGGAAGAUACUAGAAUGGCCAUGAACAUUCUGGAGAGCGGAUUUCUUUAUAAUAAUAUCACCGCUUUCCUCCCGCACUCUUCAAUUAGCGAAGUUCACACUAAAAAUUGUUCACCAAGCUAUUUUCAGAGUUGUUCUAUACUUGCACUUGGGUUUUCGUGAUUGCUUUUGAGUUUUUGAGGGAAGACAAUUAUGGCCGGAAAAGGUGAAGGACCAGCAAUCGGAAUCGAUCUGGGAACCACGUACUCCUGCGUCGGAGUGUGGCAGCACGAUCGCGUGGAGAUCAUAGCAAAUGAUCAGGGAAACCGAACGACUCCGUCUUACGUCGCAUUCACGGAUACCGAACGUCUCAUCGGCGAUGCCGCGAAGAAUCAAGUCGCCAUGAACCCUAUUAACACCGUCUUCGAUGCUAAGCGCUUGAUUGGGAGGAGAUUCAAUGAUCCUUCAGUACAGAGUGACAUGAAGUUAUGGCCGUUUAAGGUGAUUCCUGGUUCCUGUGACAAGCCAAUGAUAGUAGUGACAUACAAGGGUGAGGAGAAGCAAUUUUCUGCGGAGGAAAUUUCUUCUAUGGUUUUAACAAAGAUGAAGGAGAUUGCAGAGGCUUAUCUUGGAAGUACAAUCAAGAAUGCAGUGGUCACUGUGCCUGCUUACUUCAAUGACUCGCAACGCCAGGCAACUAAGGACGCUGGAGUUAUCUCUGGCCUCAAUGUUAUGCGAAUCAUCAAUGAACCCACCGCAGCUGCAAUUGCAUAUGGUCUGGACAAGAAAUCAACCAGCUCGAGUGAGAAAAACGUGCUGAUCUUUGACCUGGGUGGUGGUACUUUUGAUGUUUCACUGCUAACAAUUGAGGAGGGUAUCUUUGAGGUGAAGUCGACUGCAGGUGACACCCAUUUGGGAGGUGAGGAUUUCGAUAACAGAAUGGUGAACCACUUUGUUCAGGAAUUCAAGAGGAAACACAAGAAGGAUAUCAGUGGGAACCCCAGGGCAUUGAGGAGGCUGAGGACAUCUUGCGAGAGGGCAAAGAGGACUCUGUCCUCCACUGCUCAGACCACCAUCGAAAUUGAUUCAUUGUUUGAGGGCAUUGAUUUCUACACGACCAUUACGAGGGCUAGGUUCGAGGAGCUUAACAUGGAUCUGUUCAGGAAGUGUAUGGAACCAGUUGAAAAAUGCUUGAGAGACGCGAAGAUGGACAAGAGCAGUGUCCAUGAUGUUGUCCUUGUAGGUGGGUCCACUAGGAUCCCCAAGGUUCAACAAUUGCUACAGGAUUUCUUCAAUGGCAAAGAGCUCUGCAAGAGCAUCAACCCGGAUGAAGCGGUUGCAUAUGGAGCUGCUGUCCAGGCUGCUAUUCUGAGCGGAGAAGGCAACCAGAAGGUUCAAGACCUGUUGCUGUUGGAUGUCACUCCCCUCUCCCUUGGUCUGGAGACAGCUGGCGGUGUUAUGACAGUUUUGAUCCCGAGGAACACAACCAUCCCCACAAAGAAAGAGCAGAUCUUCUCCACGUACUCAGAUAACCAGCCGGGUGUUCUGAUCCAAGUCUACGAAGGAGAAAGGGCCAGGACAAAGGACAACAACCUGUUAGGCAAAUUCGAGCUUUCUGGUAUUCCGCCAGCCCCCAGAGGUGUCCCGCAGAUCACUGUCUGUUUUGACAUUGAUGCCAAUGGCAUUCUAAAUGUCUCAGCUGAAGACAAGACGACAGGCCAGAAGAACAAGAUCACAAUUACCAAUGAUAAGGGAAGGCUUUCCAAGGAGGAGAUUGAGAGAAUGGUGCAGGAAGCUGAGAAGUACAAGUCUGAAGACGAGGACCACAAGAAGAAGGUGGACGCUAAGAACGCCUUGGAGAACUACGCGUACAACAUGAGGAACACCUUGAAGGAUGAUAAGAUCGGCCCCAAGCUUCCACCGGCUGAGAAGAAAAAGCUUGAGGAUGCAAUCGAGGGAGCCAUUCGUUGGCUUGACUCCAACCAACUUGCAGAGGUGGAGGAGUUUGAAGAUAAGAUGAAGGAGUUGGAGGCCUUGUGCAAUCCGAUAAUAGCGAAGAUAUACCAGGACGGUGGAGGCGUGGGUGGUGGUGCACCAGUGGGUGAUUACGAUGCUCCUCCUGCAAGUGGUGCUGGACCUAAGAUCGAAGAAGUCGACUAAUCAAACUGUUAGCUGCAGACUGCAGUAGUUUGUUUCCUUGUUGGUUUUGUUUGCUGUUAAAUCUGAAUGAAUCUUGGAUCACAUUCUUCACUUUUUCUUUAAAGCGAACUGUUAAAAUCUGGUCUCAGUUCGCCUCGUUAUGAACGUAGUACUCCGUAAUAGUUCUUCACUUCACUGUUUCUUUUGCUCCUUUUGUUUACUGCUGCGUAUCACAAGAAUAACUACUUAAUUCAAUGAAUGCCUCAUCCAG